Molecule: messenger RNA, 3421 nt
Organism: Symphalangus syndactylus (siamang)
Lineage: Eukaryota; Metazoa; Chordata; Mammalia; Primates; Hylobatidae
Product: immunoglobulin superfamily DCC subclass member 3-like
Biological process (GO): cell-cell adhesion
Molecular function (GO): protein binding
Source: RefSeq, a predicted model, not a curated record
AAAAAGAGGAAGUGGGCCAGGCACGGCGGCUCACGCCUAUAAUCCCAGCACUUUGGGAGGCUGAAGUGGGGAGAUCACUUGAGUCCGGGAGUUCAAGACCAGCCUGGGCAAUAUAGUGAGCAGAUGGCAGAGAGGCGAGGAUCACUAGGCUAAGAUGGUAUGGCUGUUUAGUGACAGGCCUUGGACCAGGUCUCCUGUAUGGGUCAUUCUUUGUCCUGCGAGCCAUGCUGGAGUGCGGAUUCGGAGGUGACAGUACUGGAGGCUGGAAAGUCCAAGCUUGAAGGUGCCAGCCAAUCCCGUUCCCGGCGAGGGCCCCUCCCUGGCUUGCAGAGGGAAUGAGUUCCCGUGGAGUCACCACGCGCCUUUCCUUGGAGCCGGGGAACACAGUGGCUGUGCAGGAGCACCCGCUGGUGCUGCCCUGCCAGGUGGAGGGUGAGCCGCCCGUGUCCAUUUCCUGGCAGCAGGAUAGGCUGGCCUUAGCCAAUGACAGUGGUGCCACCCUGAUGCCAGAUGGCUCCCUGCACCUGGCCGCCCUGCCUUCCCACUGGAGCCUCCCUUCCUGUGCCCACGAGUACCACUGCAUGGCCCAGAACAGCUACGGGCGGCUGGUGAGCCGACGGGCCCGGGUACAGCUGGCAAGUCUGUCCCGCUUCCACCAACAUCCAGAAUCUGCUGAGGUGGAGCAGGGUGGAGUUGCUCGCUUCCAGUGCCUGAUCCAGGGGGUGCCUGAGCCAUCCAUUUCCUGGGAGCACAAUGGCACAGCCCUGAAUAUUGCCAGCCACCGGGUCACACUGCUGCCUAGUAGCAUCCUCCACAUCGCCAGUGUGAGCCAGGCUGACAUGGGAACCUACCGCUGCAUGGCAUGGAAUGUGGCCAGUACCCGCCACAGCCAGGAUGCCCAGCUGACCCUGAGUGUGGGACCCCCGAGGCUGCUGCAGGAGCCAGAGAUCCUGUCUGGGCCUCAGAACCUGACCCUCACAGUGCACCAGACAGCAAUGCUGGAGUGCAUCGCCACCGGUCACCCUCAGCCGCUUGUCUCCUGGAGCUGCCUGGAUGGCCGCUCCAUCAGCGUGGAGGGCAUCCAAGUUCUGGGCACCGGGAAUCUCAUGAUCUCCGACGUGUCAGUCCAGCACUCAGAUGUCUAUGUCUGCGCCGCCAAUCAGCCAGGCUCCCGCGUCCGGCGCACAGCGCAGGGCGUCCUGCUCAUGCAGGCUCCCCCUGAGUUUGUCCAGUGGCCACAGUCCUUGUCCAAGCCUCCGGGCAGCAGUGCCAUCUUCACCUGUGUGGCCCAGGGCAUCCCUGAGCCCUGUCUGGUCUGGCUGAAGAAUGGGAAGGUGUUGAGUCCUGGGGAUAACAUCAGGCUGACUCACAACAAUAGUACGCUGAUGCUGGCAGGGGUUUCAGUUGAGGAUGAGGCCAUCUAUCAAUGCGUGGCAGAGAACAGCGUGGGCUCCAACCAGGCCAGUGCCCGCCUGGCCGUGACAGGGGGCCGAGAGCCACCCCAUCCCCAGGCGCCUGCAUGCCAUGGCUCUCUCUACUUCUGCCAUUCGAGUGUCCUGGGAGCCGCCCCCCUCCAGUGGGGACAUCAUUGGCUACGUGCUGCACCUCUGGCCUGUGGGAGGCCUCCUGGGAGCUGCCACCCCAGCUGGGGCCCAUCCAAGGCUUCAAACUCUUUCACCGCAAGCUGCCUGCUGCCCAUUUUGAGGGGCCUCUGCUCCUGGCCAGCAGUGUCAGCUCCUUCCUCUACACAGACCUGGAACCGGCUGCCCUCUAUGAGAUCAAGCUGCAGGCGUUCAAUGGCAAUGGGGAUGGAAAUAGCAGUGCCCGCUUUGUCUCAUUGCGUGAUGUGCCCCUGGCCACUCCUGAUGGCACAGUGUCCACAGAGUCCAAGACUGGGUGCUCUUGCAGCCAGGGUGAGAGCAGCUCACUGCCUGGGGUUGUGGUGGGUAUCCACGUGGGCCUGGCUGCCCUCAUCGUUUGCCUCCUCUGCCUCUUCCUGGGCUGGAGACAUAGCCUCCUCUGCAAACAGGAGUCCCAGGAAUGCUGGGCAGUGCCUCCGACUGCCUCGGACAGAGCUGGGGGCCGUCAAGGCCAGACUCAGAGUGGAGGGAAGCUGGGGGAGAAGACUGAACUCACCACCCAGAUGACUGUGGAACAGCUGGCCUUGGCCUAGGGCCCUCCAAGUUGGCUCCCUCCGAGAUGCCACUAACUCCAGAUACACCAAAGAAUCUACCUCACCUGUCCCUGUCACCCCAGAGUCAGGAAAGAAGCAAAAGUCCCUCAGCCCCUCUCUGGGAGGUGGGGGGCAGGACUGGCCAUAGCGGGAGAGAAGAGGGUGUGGUUUCUCUGUUCCUCAAGAAAUGGGAGAAUCUGCAUCUCUUCCCCCAACACACCAAAUAACCUCAAACUAAACCAAGCCCAGCUGGGAGUUACCCCCAACCCAGUUAGUCCUGCCUCAUAACCCCAUCCAAUAUAUUCACCUCUUCUUGAUCCAGAUAUGAACUUGCCCAAAGACACAUAGCUUUAAGGGUUCCCCACAAAGUGGGGGCAGUGGAAGAGGCUCUGUCAUCACCUCCAUCUCACAACCUGAAGCCCUCCAGUCUAAAAUCUGUCUGUCUCCUCGUGCCCAAGCUGAGCUCUGCCCAGGGACAGGCGACCUGCAUUCCUUGUGGUCCGAGUGGGCAGGUGGGCAAAGGGGGUGCUGAGUGUCUUGCCCCCCUUCUCCCUACAACAUGAGUCUUAAAUAUCUGAGCUCAUAUGAGCUUCUCUGAGCAACCAAAUACCCAUUUCCCCCUUCCCAGAUCCAAAGCACUGGCUCCUCCUCAGGGGGGCCUCCUUACCCAUUUGAUUUCUAUUUUUUAAAGAGAUUAGUUUGAGUCAGGGUUUUGGCAGUCUUGAAUCACCUGUAGAAUGAGCACAGAGGCUGGGGAGCACUCCCCAUCUCCCCUCCCUCAACUCUUGGGGUCCAAAAAGCACCUCUUUCCCACUUCUCCCUCUACCAGCCUAUGGCAUCCAGGGCACCAUAGUCCCUCAUCCAGCUCUGCCAUGCUCUAAAGCCAAAGCCCCAGCCACUCCCUCAAUCACUCUCUCUCCAAGGCUGCCCAGUAUUGUGCCAAAAAGGGAAGGGUCUUGGGGGAAGGAAAGCCCAUGGCUUAGAGGACCCCAAACCUGUCUCCUGUGCUCUUAUAGAGUAAUGCUAGUACCAGUGACAAGACUCCAGAAAGGCUGGGCUUUGGCCCUCCACAAUAGUGCCCUCUGCACAAGGCACAGCAGCAGCUGUAACUAAAAAACGCGGCUGAGGAGCAAGAGGGCUAAGAAUAGCCCCAAACAUCAAGUCCUUGAGGAAAUGACAUCCUCUUCUCUGGUUGGGCCUGGUCUAACUGCUUUGUUGGAAAUAAAUAAUCAAAACAGAAAAAAUAAA